Messenger RNA from Penicillium canescens, 976 nucleotides. RefSeq lists its product as uncharacterized. The coding region runs from base 1 to 954 and encodes 317 amino acids. The record is from RefSeq and is a predicted model, not a curated record. NCBI's taxonomy places the organism in Eukaryota, Fungi, Ascomycota, Eurotiomycetes, Eurotiales, Aspergillaceae. The transcript is spliced from 2 exons.
AUGACAGCUCGAACUCCUCGACGCGAUGGCUUGAUGUCGUCCCCUGGCCCAACUGGGGAAUCACCCUCAGACCAGGGAAUAAUCUCUACCGCCAUUGCUAAUGCAGCGACGCUACCAUCCCCGCCCCGAGGUCCAAGCAAUGUCAGCUUGCUGGACCAGGAAAACACCACUCCCACCAAGACACAAUUCACGUUCACCUGCGAGUCCGACUCUUCGAAGGGCAUGGCCAUGCAGCGGAACUACUCAAUCCCCCAUCGAUCCCCGACCUCACCUCUUGGCCCCGUGAGUCACAAUGCCCGGGGUUUCUCCACACAAGGGACGCAGACUAGUCCGAGUAUGGCUGCAUCGGUAAACCACGGUCCAUCCGGUACGCAACCACCCGCACAAGGUGCAGAACAACACCCUGCAGGCCCGAAGAAGAAGCGCUCUCCAGGUAGCAUAUAUGCAUUAUCUGCUCGUCAGCGCAAGAUCCAGCAACAGUACACGAAUCUGCACCAUCCCCCGAGUCUGGAGGACAUCUGGAUCUGUGAAUUUUGUGAAUAUGAGAGCAUUUUCGGCCGGCCACCCGAGGCUCUGAUCCGACAAUAUGAGAUGAAGGACCGCAAAGAGCGAAAGCGGCUGGCGGAGAAGAAGCGACUCUUGGAAAAGGCCAAGAUGAAGGGCCGCAAGACAAAGAAGGCGACCAAGAACGCCUCCAAGAACUCUUCUCACUCCUACCAGCAAGGAUAUGACCGCGCUUCGGUGGACCACUCUUCAGCUACGGGCUCGGGUCUUCACGAUGAUGAAUAUUUAGGACAUGAGUACGACGACGAACAUUCUCCAAUCCCGGCUUCUGCCCCCGCAUCUCCCACCGACCUCAAACCCCCAUUGCCGCCAGGGAAUGAUCCAAAGAUAGCUGCAACGGCCCCGGGCAUCAAAGGUCCUGCUAAUUCAGGAGCUAGUCGGCCGGCAUGACAGGUCUCGCUCUGCGGCCUUU